Molecule: messenger RNA, 1815 nt
Organism: Nicotiana tabacum (common tobacco)
Lineage: Eukaryota; Viridiplantae; Streptophyta; Magnoliopsida; Solanales; Solanaceae
Source: RefSeq, a predicted model, not a curated record
AGGUUAUUAAUAAGUAUUGAGUCGGAGAAAUUGUGAAAGCAGACAGUGCAAAAUAAAUAGCAGUCGUUCACCUAAAACCCUAAACCCUCUCCUAAAUCGCGAGUGCAGCAGAAAUGGGGAAGAAGAAGAAGAGAGCCGAACGAGAAGCUGAAUCGGAACCUCUAAAUACAGAAAACAUCAAAGAGCAAAAUGAUGCCCAGCUCGCGAAUGGGGGUUCGCUGGAGGAGCAGAGGAAGAAAAAGAAGAAGAAAUCGAAAGAAAGCGUGUUUAAGAAAGAAAUAACCACAGUUUCCAUAGCAUUACCUGGCUCUAUCAUUGACAACACUCAAUCACUCGAACUCGCCACACGGUUGGCCGGCCAGAUUGCUCGUGCUUCCACCAUUUUUCGGAUAGAUGAGGUUGUUGUAUUUGACAACAAAGGCAGUUCUGUGGACGGUUCAGAUCCAACUAUGGAGGACGAGUCACAUGAUGAUGAAAGUGGUGCUGCAUUUCUUCUAAGGAUUUUGAAGUAUAUGGAGACACCUCAAUAUCUUCGGAAGAGUCUUUUCCCUAUGCAUAACAAUCUAAGAUUUGUGGGUUCAUUGCCGCCACUUGAUGCCCCACACCAUUUGCGGAAGCAUGAAUGGGCUCCCUAUCGAGAAGGUGUCACAUUGAAGGAUCGAAAUUUAAAAUCUGGAAGCACACUUGUUGACAUCGGGCUUAGCAAGCCUGUCGCAAUUGAUCAAGUCAUUGACCCAGGAAAAAGGGUGACAGUGUCCAUGGGAACAGAGAGAAACUUGAAUGCAGACAUACCGCAUCAGGUCGUCUCUUCUUCAACACCUAGGGAAGAUGCAGGGAUGUAUUGGGGAUAUAAAGUACGAUAUGCUCCAAACAUCAGUUCGGUAUUUAAGAAUUGCCCAUACGAGGGAGGGUAUGAUCACUUGAUUGGUACCUCAGAGCAUGGUCUUGUUAUGAAGUCCUCGGAUCUUAUUCUCCCAUCAUUCAGGCACCUCCUAAUUGCUUUUGGUGGACUUGCGGGGUUGGAAGAGUGUAUAGAAGAAGACAAGAGCCUAAAGGGGAAAAGUGCAAAGGAGGUAUUUGAUUUAUAUUUGAAUACAUGUCCACAUCAAGGAAGCAGGACAAUUCGGACAGAGGAAGCCAUCUUCAUUUCUCUCCAGUACUUACAAGAGCCAGUCGACCGUGUUUUGCAGAAGAUUUAGUACCUUGGAAAUUACCGACCACCUCAAGAACCUAGAAUAAUAUGUCAGAAGCUUCUGUAUGAGACCUCUUCUAAGCUCAGAUAUUGAAAAAUCUGUCAAGAGGAGGAAAUCACGAGUUUAUGGCAGUUGGUGGAGGUUCCUCCUGAUUUGGGGAUUCGAGAUGGUUGGAUUAUGAGUGGGUUUUGAUUGCUCAGAGAAUUCACUUGGCUGUACUCUUCCGCUACUCUGCCGCUAUAAGUUUUCUACCAAUGGCAGCUGAAUCAAAAAUAUAUUCCUGCUCAAACUUCCAACUUCAAACCCCUGUUUGCGUACAUCAAGUUGGGGAGCCCUCAAAUUUUGUGACCAUUGUUCGUAUUCAUUUGAUAGUCUUCUUCUACUCUCUCUUUUUGUACUCUCUUUUUAACAUAAAACUAACUAGGUGAAAGUGAGUUUAAAAGUUGACUUUAGAGUUUGGUAGACUGGGUGUCAAUUGAUCUUCAGGUUAAGUUGAGCUGAUUGGUCAACUAUUUUUAUUGUGUACCUCUAGUUCUAUAAACUUCAUGGGAGCUUCCAUUCUAUAAUUCUUGUAAUUUAUAAAAUGAUGGAGGCUUGAUUCAACGCAAAUUUUCAAGUGUCA